AUGGUCGACGCAAAUAACACACGUGCCACUUCAAAGAAGAUCAAAUAUUCCUCGCUAGCGAAAAACAGAAGCAAUGAGUCCUCCAUCACAGAGUCGCUAAUCCCUAAGGGCAGCGCGGCUAUCGAGACAGAAAUCCAAGCCGGAAGUGGCAGUACAGACCAAAGAGCCCAUAGUGGCAGUGGCGGUCUAGCAAACCCGAUAGGUACUCACGAGAAGAGACUAGAGAGUGAAGGGACAAUCAGAGCCCAUAGCGGCAGUCUAGCAAGCCCAAUAGGGACUCAGGAGAGGAGAUUAGAAGGGACAGUCAACAAUACUCUUUAUUCCACGUUGGUAGACACAAGCGAAUCCCGAAGAGACAGAGCCCCCGUGGCAUUUUUGAAUCCAAUGGCGAAAGCUAAGAUCAGUAUUAAUGUCGCAAGCGAUGGCAUUGAGGAAGAAGAAGAGGAUAACUCACCAGCCAUUGCAGUGUCCUCUGUCAUGUCUGAUCGUGAACAAAUGUGGAAGAGAGUGGUCACGGCACAAAACUCUGGCGACCUGGACCUAGCCGAAAUGUUGUUCAAGGCAAUAGGUCAGAUUGGGAAGGAAUCAUCUCCCGCGGUUCGUCCUGCAGCUCCGAUUUUUGCUAUCCCUAGCAACACCGCAUCAGGUGAAGUGACCUACCUAGGUACUUCAACGGUUGAACAAGCGGUACCAAACGCCAAAGCAAAAACAGCCCCACAAGAUCCGGAAAAGUUCUUCAUGACGGAGGGUGAUUUGGUGUACGCCAUAGGUACUGUCACCAAUCACAAUAGUGUUGGGUUUGCACCGUUGCUAGAUGAAAACAUCGGGAAACUCCGUUCGCCUCUGCCCCUAACCAUAUUCAACCGGAAAUGGCAGCAAAGAGCAAUGGCUUACCAUUUGGAUAGACGACAGCGUUCCGACGAGUCCUCGGCUGAUAAAGAUAAAUCUGGAGGAUACAAAGGCUUUUCUUUUGUCCAAGAAUGGACCCAGACAUACGCACAGUGGACUCGGAAUCAUCGAGCCUUUGUCAAAACACUUUGUGACGUCUACAAAAUAAUCAAAUUCUCAAAAUUGUUAGCCACUCAUAAAGAUAACUGCGAUGACAUAACCGAGGAGUUUGGUUUCAUGGUAGCUUUCCGCUACAAUAUGGAAGUGAGAAAUAACACUUUUUCUCAUCGGAUUACAGAAGACGACGUGAAGAACGUGAUUCCUGAUAUUUUGCAAAGAAAGGAAUCCGUCGUCGAGCAAUGCUACAACAUCUGCAGAAACCUUGGAGAAUUAGACUGGGAAGAAAACCUGUAUGCCCCAGGAUUGCCGUACUCCAAUCACGACCCGUUGACCGGUUACCUACGUCCGUCCCGAAGCAAUAACGGCUAUCAACAACCCCAUAAUAAUAACAUGAUGAUCCACAACCCUAUGGCCCAAGGCUCGAACUGGCCAAAUCAUGGGCAAGGAAACCACUUGAACAACAACCAGAACAGUCACCCGAAGUAUAAUAACUUCAACAACAGUUAUAACGGGAUGGGUAGUGGUAACAGUAACCAGAAUUUUCAUAACGGCAACAAGAGACCGAGAGGGGGUUACAAAGGACAUAGCUAUUCAGACAACUUCACGGGAAAGUCUGACGGAGGCCAGUCGAGUGGUAGGAAGGGUAAUCAAAAUAAGUAG
Puccinia graminis f. sp. tritici CRL 75-36-700-3 is the source of this 1668-nucleotide messenger RNA. RefSeq lists its product as uncharacterized. Bases 1 to 1668 code for a protein of 555 amino acids. The record is from RefSeq and is a predicted model, not a curated record. Lineage: Eukaryota; Fungi; Basidiomycota; Pucciniomycetes; Pucciniales; Pucciniaceae. The transcript is spliced from 4 exons.